AUGUAUGCAAGUGGGGAUGUUGUAAAGCAAUUGCGGAAUGGUGAUAUCCUAUUCAUCGGUCGUCGUGAUGAACAAGUGAAAAUUCGUGGAUUCCGUGUGGAGCUUACUGAAAUUGAAGCAGUUAUCUGCGGGUUACCAGAUGUGAAACAAUGCAAAGUGAUUCUGAUGCAAAACUCACUGCAGAUUCUCGUUGCAUAUUUCACUCUCCGUAGUGGAUCAAAUCGGUCACCAGAUGUGGAUAGGAUAAGAGAAUUCUGCAAACAACGACUACCACAUUAUAUGAUACCAACUUAUUUCAAGGAGCUUGAGCAAUUCCCUAUUACCAAGAACAACAAGAUUGAUAUUACAAAAUUGCCAAUGGUUAGUGAUGAGGAUCACAAUCAGCGCUUGAAAGAUCAGCCCGAAAAUGUUGUUGAAUUCAGAUUAUGGUUACUAUUCAAGCAGGUGCUAUUAAAUGAAUCGAUUUCAACUGUCGACGACUUCUUUGCGAUCGGAGGAAAUUCGUUACGCGCAAUGUUAUUGGCUCAAAGAAUCAACGAGGAGUUCAGUGCAAACGUUUCUGCAAACAUUAUUUAUCAGUAUCGGACGAUUCGUCGUAUCGCUGAAUUGCUGAAUGCAAAAACGAAUCUCCAUUUGCAUACUUGCUCCACUCACGCUCAGGUUGACGAUGCGCCAUCGAUAAAAAUCGACUAUCAUUCU
This is a messenger RNA of Anisakis simplex (herring worm), 699 nucleotides long. Lineage: Eukaryota; Metazoa; Nematoda; Chromadorea; Rhabditida; Anisakidae. The record is from the annotation of a GenBank genome assembly.